CAGUCAGUGAUCAUCCUCAAAUGUGAGCUAAGUGCAGUAAGUGGACGCACAUAUAAGAGGCCGGUGGUGAAGCAAUGAAUCAACAGCGUCUAAGUUUACCCUCCCAAUCUAUUAUCAUUUAUAUUGAUGCCUGCACAUAGUUUGAGUUUAUUAUUAAAUAUUAGCACUAGGCCUAAUUCGAUUAUCACGUCUGAAAAAAGUACGUUUGAACGGUGUGGAAAAACAAACUAAAUUGUCAAUUCUUUCCUCGCGGUUGGACAUACACGAAUCAUUUACUGAAGAUAUUUGCAACCAAUAGUGUGAUUUCAGGAAAACGUUCUAAUCAUAACUCACAGUGCUGGUGUGAUGAUAGUUACGGAUCUCCCAAUAAUUUUUUAAAUCAGUUUUGUCCAGCAAGUGUGUGUGGAUAAUGGAAAAUAGUAAUUUGAAAAAACCGAAUGUUAUCGUCGUUAAAAAGCCCAAAUCUGGUCGAAAAUCUAAAAUUAUAUCGUGGUUGCGAAAUAAGUUUUUUAUAUCGACCUGGAUAUGCAAUUACAACACCAAUUUCGCCAUUUCCGAUCUGAUAGCAGGGAUCACUUUGGGACUCACCAUCAUUCCUGAAAGUAUAGCCUGCGCUCUACUUGCAGGUCUGCCGUCCCACUAUGGAUUAUAUUCCGCGUUUAUAGGUCCGCUUAUAUAUUUAAUAUUUGGAACGGUGGAGAAGGUACUUAUUGGCCCGACAAGUCUUGUUGCACUUGUUACUGUACAGUUUACUAUCGGAAAGCCGAUGGAGUUUGCAUUUGUAUUGACUUUAUUGGCUGGAUUUGUGGAACUUUUCAUGGGAAUUUUCCAACUAGGUUUUGUUUUCGACUUUAUAUCCAUGCCGGUAAUUAAAGCGUUCACAUCAGCAACGGCCAUUUUAGUGGUGGAGUCUCAAAUAAAAGUAAUUUUAGGAAUUAAAUACUUAGUUCCAGGUUUUGUGAAUUCCUUACAGAAAUUAUUUUUGAACCUGGACCAAGCACGAGUGGGAGAUGCCGUGAUGGGAGUAUGUUCCAUUAUAUUCCUUAUUUGCCUUAAGUAUAUGGUCUAUAUACCAUUUGACAAAUCCACAAAACGAGGAAGAGUCAUUGACGGAGUCCUCAAGUAUAUCAGCCUCGCAAGAAACGCAUUAAUCGUUUUUAUAACUGCUACAAUAGCGGUCAUUUGGACGGCGCGAUCGGAAACUGGGCAAGUACCAUUUCGUUUGACUGAAAACGUUGUUGCUGGACUGCCGCAAUUCUCGUUCCCCCACUUCUAUAUCGAACACAAUAAUUCAACAUAUAAUUUCGUACAAAUUUGUUCGGAGCUUGGAGUUGGAAUAUUUGUGGUGCCGCUUGUUUCAAUACUCACAAAUAUUUCUAUUGCGAAGGCUUUGACUCCGAAGGGACUAGUAAAUGCUAGCCAAGAGUUGAUGACGUUAGGCCUGUGCAAUAUCAUUGGAUCCGGAGUUAAAUCAAUGCCAACCUGUGGAGCAUUUUCUCGAGCUGCUAUUAGUACUGCGAGUGGUUUGAAGACUUCAGUAGCUGGACUUCAUUCAAGUAUCCUUGUCAUCCUUGCUCUGAGUUUGCUUACGCCUUAUUUCCACUACAUACCGGAAAGCUGUCUGGCAGCUAUUCUGAUGUGUGCAAUUGUUACUCUUAUUGAUUUCAAACUUCCAAUCCAGCUUUGGCGGGACAGCAAAAGGGAUCUGUUCACAUGGAUAUCAUGCUUCGCAGUUUGUGUAUUCUUCGGCGUUGAGGUUGGUCUCUUCUUCGGAAUUGCCAUAACAGCUGCGCAUUUGUUGUUCUUGUGGGCAAGACCAGAAAUCACCGUCAGGCUUGAAGAGAUGGACGGUUUGCAAUUCAUUAAAGUUUUCCCAAACAAUGGAUUAUACUUUCCUGGAGUCGAUUACUUACGGGAGCGAACAUUAAAAGCAUGCAUAGAAGCUGACUUUCAAGUUCCAGUCGUGAUUGAUUGCAGGAAAAUUACUGGCUUAGACUUUAGCGCUGCUCAAGGUAUUUCGAAAUUAGGCGGUGACCUAGACGAGGGCACUCGAGGUCAAGCUCUUAUAUUAUAUCAACUUUCCUUGCCAUUCCAAAAACUAAUCGAUACUGGAAAUAACAUCCUUUUUUGCGAAACUGAAGAAACCUUAAGAGAGUUCCUCACACAAGAAGGUUUAAGAAAUGGCAUCAUCAGUCUUAAAGACCACGUAAGAGCAUCGAUCGAUUUAGGAUAUAAGGUCGACUUAGUCUAGGUUAAUUAUUGAUACAAGCUGUAGAAAUAAAUAUAUUUAAUUUGUUUAUAUUGUAAUAUUUGCAUUGGUUUAAGAAAUUACUUGGUUUAUGUUCAAGCCAGGAUUAUAAAUAUUACAUUUCG
Molecule: messenger RNA, 2373 nt
Organism: Hermetia illucens (black soldier fly)
Lineage: Eukaryota; Metazoa; Arthropoda; Insecta; Diptera; Stratiomyidae
Product: sodium-independent sulfate anion transporter-like
Exons: 7
Coding region: 410-2251 (613 amino acids)
Biological process (GO): transmembrane transport
Cellular component (GO): membrane
Molecular function (GO): sulfate transmembrane transporter activity
Source: RefSeq, a predicted model, not a curated record